AUGUCGCUGCCGUCGCAGUCGCACCUGUCGGGCAGCAUGGAGCGCAAGCGCGUGGGGUCGGGGUCGUCGCUCGCGCCGUCCGCGGCGGCGGCGGCGCAGGCGCCGCUGGUGUGCCACGGGCACUCGCGGCCGAUUGUGGAGAUCGCGUACAGCCCGAUCACCGACGACGGCUUCUUCCUCAUCUCCGCCAGUAAAGGUGCGCGCGCCCCCCUGUCCGCCAGUAAAGGUCCGCUCGCCGCACUCCUCUCCCCCCGUCUUCCCUCUCCAUCAGUAAAGGUCCGCGCGCCCCACCCCCCCUCCCUCUCUCUGCCAGUAAUGGUUCGCGCGACCCCACCCCUCUCUGCCAGUACAGGUCCCCCCCCCUCCUCUCUCUCCGCCAGUAAAGACGGCAAGCCGAUGAUCCGCAACGGCGAGACGGGCGACUGGAUCGGCACGUUCGAGGGGCACAAGGGCGCCGUGUGGGGCGCUUGCCUCGACCGCCCCGCGCUGCUCGCCGCCACCGCCUCCGCCGACUUCACCGCGCGCAUCUGGGACGCGUUGACGGGCGACGAGAAGCACAAGUUGGAGCACAAGCACAUCGUGCGCACCGUCGACUUCUCAAAGGACUCCCGACAGCUAUUGACGGGCGGAGCAGAGAAGGUGGUGCGAGUGUUUGACUUGGCUCGCCCCGACGCCGGCCCCACACUGUCGCUGGAGGGUAUGGCGGGGCCUGUGCGCUGCGCCAGGUGGCACAACGACGACCGCUGGAUCCUCGUCACCUGCAAUGACGUGGCGGGCGUCAAGGUGUUUGAUGCGCGCAGCAAAGACGUGGUGGGCGUGAUGGCAACGGACGGCGCGUGUCUCAGCAUGGACAUCUCACCUGCUGCUACCGGUGGUGGUGGGGCGGGGGGCAGCGCAUUCAUCACCACGGCUGAUGGCUCCACUGUCAAGAUCUUCGAUGCGCGCUCGCUUCAAGAGGUCAAGUCACAUCGAUUGCCACAUCAGGCUGAGUCAGCAUCCUACAUCCCGUCAACCAAUCGGUUUGUGGCGGGCGGUGAGGACCUGUGGGUGCGGGUAUUCGACUAUGAGACGGGCCAGCAGCUAGAGUGUCACAAGGGCCAUCACGGCCCAGUGCACUGCAUUCGCUUUGCCCCCGAUGCACUCUCCUACGCAUCGGGCUCAGAAGACGGCACCAUCCGCAUCUGGAAGCUUGCCCCCGCUACUGCUGCUGAAGGUGCUGCUGCUGGUGCUGCUGGUAGUGCUGCUGAUGGCGUUGCUAGUGGUGCUGAUGCUGCUGGUGCUGGUGGGAAAGGGGAGGGUGGAGAGUGCAAUGGAGUGAGUGGGGUGGUGAGGGUGGGGGCAACGGAGGAGGUGAUAAAGAAGUACCCGGCUGCCACGUCAGCCUCCACCUCCCUUCCCUCCCCACACCAACCAUCCGCGCCCCUUCCGCCCAUGGCCGCGUCUCCGCUGCCCUCCUCCGCUCCGCCGCCCGAAACCGCCGCUCCCGCCGCGUCCUCCCCCAACUCUCCCCCUCCCCCACCCCCCACUCCCCGCGCGCCACUCUCUCUCCGCCUGUGGCGGGACGCGCGCAGCCAGCGCGUGGCGCAGGCGGCGGCGUAUCACCCGUUCGUGCUGGCGCUGGGCGCGGGCACGCUGCCGCGGCGGCGCUUCGUGCGCUACUCCCUGCAGGACGCCUUCUUCCUCUCCGCCUUCGCUCACUCGUACGGCGCGGCAGCGUCACUACUGGAUGGGGGUGAGGAGGACGGCACGGGGGGAGCGGGGGGAAAGGAUGGGGCGGCGGAAGGGGAGGAGGAGUUGAGUGUGCGGGCGGUGCUGCAGCGACUGCAGAGGGAAGCGGAUGGGGAGCUGCAGAUGCAUGCUGCUACUGUCAAGGCAUGGAUCGAGGAGUCAAGCGACUCACAGGCUGCUGACGCCACUGCUGACGUCACGGCGGACAGUGCCCCCCUGCCUGCCACACUAGAGUACACGUCGUUCCUCUCGCACGUGGUGGCGGGGACGAGCGGCGUGUGGGACUCCCAUGGGCUGGGGUCACGGGUCGAGCAGGACGAGAGCAGCGCAGGGCAACAUGCGUGCGAGCAGGGGAGUCACCACAACCAUGUGCCCCACAGCAGCAGCUGCAGCAGCAGCAGCGAAUUGGUGGUCCUCUCACGGCCUGCUGACUGGAUAGCUGAGAGCGAUCGCUCAUCCCCCGCAGCGCGGCGGUGGCACACGCUGUGUGUGCUGGCCGCCAUGCUGCCCUGCAUGCGCCUCUACGCUUCAAUCGGACACACCAUGGGCGGCGCUGCCUGGGGGCUGCACGCUGCAGCAGCAGGGGGAGUGGGUGGAGCGGAGGAUGGGGAAAGGGGAGGAGGGGGAAGCAACGAGGUGGGGGUGAAGGGCAGGGGGGGUGUGUCGGAGGAGUGGCGGUGGCACCCGUACGGCCAGUGGUUGCACACCUACUCGUGCCCAGGCUUUGAGGUGAGGCUGCACCGCUUGCCACGCCACACCACUCCUCAUUCCCUCCUUACUGCCUCUCCACCAUGCCUGCGGUGCUGCAACCCCCUCCCCAUGCUGCCCUGCCCGCUGCAGGCAGCAGCAGCGCUGUUGGAGUCGGCAUUCGACCGCCUCUGGUCGCUCCACCUGCGCUCCCUGCACCCCUCGUGCGCGCCCUCAUCCACUAUGGAACUGCAGCAGCAGCAGCACGUGGCAGAGCAGCACCUAUCGCGGGUAUACAGCAGAGCCAUGCAGCUGGAGCUCUCCUUCUUCCACGCCCAGCUCGCUCCCUUCCCUGCCACACCACCGCCGCCGCUGCCGCCCCCCCACGCGUCCGACGCCCCACCCUCCCUCCCUGCAUGGCCGGGCUUUUUCCACCUUGCUUCCCAGGAAGGGGCGAGGGCAGGCAGGGAGGCGUCAGGAGGAGGAGGGGAGGCGGGCGGUGAGGGGACAGCAGCGGGCGUGGUGUUUGCAGUGGACUUUGACGGCACGUGCACCGUGGACGACUCCAGUGCCCUGCUCGCCCGCCUUGCCCUCGCCCACGCCGCUCCCGCCAGUAAGGGCAUUUCUACCAACGAUGAUGCAGCUGCUGCUGGUGGUGGUGAGUGUGGUGGCAGCAGGCAGCAGGUAUGGGACGACCUGGUGCAGCAGUAUCGCGUGACUGGUGUCGCCGCCCUGCAGGGCAUCCCCCGGAACGCCAUGCUGGCAGCGGCCAGGGAGGCUGCUGACGUGGCGGAGGGGGAAGGGGUGGGGCAGGGCCGGGGGAGCUUCAGGUCUGGAUGUGGGCGAGUGCUGCGGCGAGUGGAGGGGGAGGGUGGUGUGGUGCAGGUGGUAUCUGUGAGCUGGAGUGGGGCGUAUGUGGGGGAGGCUGUGAGGCAUGCCAUGCGGAUGGCAGGGGGGAAGAGGGACAGCACAACAGACCUGCUGCCGCUGCUGCGAGCACAGGUGGGCGUGGUGAUGGCAGGUGGGGCAUCCAGUCUAGAAAGGGUCAUCCAGGCCUUUGGUGUCCACCGCCUGCCACUGGUGGCGCUGGCUCUGCUGCACAUGCAGCAAGGGGCGGCGGGAGAGGCGAAAGUGAAUGGGGAGGGGUGUGUGGGUGCCCGCCGUGUGAUGGAGGUGGCACCAUGGACGCUGCUUGAUGCGAGCUGCUGGGAGGAGCUUGAGGUGUUCCUCUUUGGCAUUCAUUUCACUGACUUUGAUAGCCAGUGGUCUGGCAAUGAUGCCAUUCAUGGCUACUAA
Messenger RNA from Closterium sp. NIES-65, 3711 nucleotides. The record is from the annotation of a GenBank genome assembly. NCBI's taxonomy places the organism in Eukaryota, Viridiplantae, Streptophyta, Zygnematophyceae, Desmidiales, Closteriaceae.